AUGGUGGAAAAGCCUACCACGGACCUUGAAGGGUCUUCCUGUCAGCAUCCCAAUGGCGGAGAUUUCUACCGGCAGCAACGAGAGAAAGUUGUUCAACAGGCAACUUCUAUGGGCUUUGAGUAUCCCACGAUGUCUGAAUAUCCACUCUCUUGGGCUGAUGACCAGGACCCGUUCCGACAUGUGGCAUCGAGUGCAUAUAUGCACAUGGUGGCCCGUUGCGGCCAUCGCCUCUUCGAGUCUUUUGAAGGAGCCCUGAAAGAGAAAUAUGAGGAUCUGAUUCGCGCCCAAGGUAUUGGAAUUGUAACAAAGUAUUCAAAUGCCAAAUUCAAAAGCCCGUUGACCUAUCCUGACUCGAUCAUUAUCGCCUCGCGCAUUACAGAUGUUCAGCAGGACCGCAUCCUUGCUAAAUUCUCUCUCUGGUCGUUGCAGAGAGCCACCAUCACGGUGGAGGCUGACCUACGAAUGAUUUUUGUUGAUCAUCAGCGAGGAGGUCCUGUGGACUUGAUCAGCAGAGGAGGGGUCUACGCAGAUUUGCAUGCUGAUCUAACAAACCGGGCCUCAAACUCCGACCGACUUGCCUCCGAAUGGGAGGAAAAACAGAGGCGAGGAGCAAGAUUGUAG
Molecule: messenger RNA, 621 nt
Organism: Penicillium samsonianum
Lineage: Eukaryota; Fungi; Ascomycota; Eurotiomycetes; Eurotiales; Aspergillaceae
Product: acyl-CoA thioesterase
Exons: 2
Coding region: 1-621 (206 amino acids)
Molecular function (GO): fatty acyl-CoA hydrolase activity
Source: RefSeq, a predicted model, not a curated record